Aspergillus terreus NIH2624 is the source of this 390-nucleotide messenger RNA. RefSeq lists its product as uncharacterized. NCBI's taxonomy places the organism in Eukaryota, Fungi, Ascomycota, Eurotiomycetes, Eurotiales, Aspergillaceae. The transcript is spliced from 2 exons. Bases 1 to 390 code for a protein of 129 amino acids. The record is from RefSeq and is a predicted model, not a curated record.
AUGUCGGAUGACGAAUUCUACGAGGAGUACGACGAUGAAUAUUUCUGGAUCGAGGAGCCCGAUCCCACCGUCGCCGAUGACCUCGCCGCAACCGCAACUUACGACGCCCUCUUCUUCGACGACCCCUCCCUAGACGUCGAAGACUUCUACAGCGACUGGGACGAGCUCUCCGACGACUACUACGACGAAGACUCAACGGCCGCGCGCCGACAGCGCGUGAUGGCCAAAUGGCCAAACAAGCGACGCCGGGCCCGACGCCGACGCCGAGCAGCUCGAGCACGAAGCCGAACGAGCCAACCGCGUCCUCUCCACUGCCAUCUGCACGAAAUUCCACCCGGGCACGGACCUCUCCUCCUUCCGCAGCGUCGUCUGGAAGGACGACGCCGAUGA